AUACUACUUCUUCUUCAUUAUAUUCUUGGAUAACCCACCACUUCCUUUUCAUUCCUCUCUAUCUCUCACUUCCUCUAAUCUUACAAGUUAAAGAUGGGUAAAUUCUGUCUUGUGUUUUGCAUAAGCAUUCUUGUAGCUUUUGGGGAAGUCAUCAAUGGCUACCAAGAGGAAGAAAAGAUAGGAGUUUAUGAGCUGAAACAAGGAGAUAUCUCCUUGAAGCUCACCAACUAUGGUGCUCGUAUCAUCUCUCUGUUUCUUCCUGACAAAAAUGGAAAACUGGACGAUGUUGUUCUGGGUUAUGAUUCUGCACAGGACUACAAGAACGACACGUCGUAUUUUGGAGCAACUGUUGGAAGAGUUGCUAAUAGAAUUGCUGGUGCUCAAUUUACUUUGAAUGGAACUCAAUACAAACUAGUUCCUAAUGAAGGGAAGAACAUGCUUCAUGGUGGCCCUAAAGGAUUCAGCAAGGUGGUUUGGAAAGUUAAAAAAUAUAAACCGGAUAGCCGUUCUCCCCAUAUUAUCUUUAUCUAUCACAGUCUUGACGGAGAUCAAGGAUUCCCUGGGAAUCUUCGUGUGGCUGUGGGCUACACACUGAUAGGAAACAAGUUGAGUAUAACAAUGAAAGCAAAAGCUAAAAACAAAGCAACUCCGGUGAAUCUAGCCCAACACGCCUACUGGAACUUGGCCGGCCAAAACAGCGGCGAUAUUCUCUCCCAAGAACUUCAACUCUUUGCUUCCCACUACACUCCCGUCGACAACCAGCUCAUCCCCACCGGGAAAAUCGUCUCCGUUAAAGGAACGCCAUACGAUUUCCUUAAACCCUACACCAUUGGAAGCAGGAUCAAGCAACUAGCUAAUGGCUACGACAUAAACUACGCCAUUGACGACAGUGAAAAGAAGAAGAAGACGAUGAUGAAGAAAGUAGCCAUUGUCAAAGACAAGAAGUCAGGAAGAGCAUUUGAGUUGUUCAGUAAUCAACCUGGUGUCCAAUUCUAUACAAGCAACAGUUUGACACAGAAGGGCAAAGGUGGAUUUGUGUAUAAGCCUCAUGCAGCUCUUUGCUUGGAGACUCAAGGGUUUCCUGAUGCUGUGAAUCACCCAAACUUUCCUUCACAGAUUGUGAAUCCUGGAGAGUCUUAUAAUCAUUACAUGCUGUUCAAGUUUUCUGUGUAUUGAAUAAAUUCAUAGGAUCAUGACUCUCUGUAUUUAGUUUCCCUGAAAUUAUGAAGUAAGUUUUUGUAGUAUUAGGCUCAGGCAAAUGAAUAAUUGUAGUAUUAUAAUCUCAAGGAUGCUUUAUGAUCUGAAAUCCAGAAGAAGGUAGGGUUUUGGUA
Messenger RNA from Manihot esculenta (cassava), 1331 nucleotides. RefSeq names its product galactose mutarotase. Gene Ontology annotation, molecular function: aldose 1-epimerase activity; carbohydrate binding. NCBI's taxonomy places the organism in Eukaryota, Viridiplantae, Streptophyta, Magnoliopsida, Malpighiales, Euphorbiaceae. Bases 94 to 1176 code for a protein of 360 amino acids. The record is from RefSeq and is a predicted model, not a curated record. Gene Ontology annotation, biological process: beta-D-galactose catabolic process via UDP-galactose, Leloir pathway; glucose metabolic process. The transcript is spliced from 5 exons.